AUGGAUACCUCUCCCCUCCGGCUGCUACAUCACUACAUCUACAUCGUGGUCUGCCUUCUGCUGGCCUCCGUCAUCUUCUACCUGCCCGGAAGUGUCUCCUACACCGACUCCCUCCUGCUCGCCUCCGGCGCCGCCACCCAGACCGGCCUGAAUCCCAUCGAUCUCCACCGUCUCCAUGUCGUGCAGCAGGGUGUCCUCUGGGUCGUGCCCAUGGUCACCAAUGUUGUCUUCAUGCAUUCCCUGCUUGUCCUGAUCCGUCUCUACUGGUUUCGCAGACGCUUCCGUCACGCCAUCCGCGACGCCAAAGCCCUGUGUCGCACCCAGCGUCAACGAUUGAACCAGCAUCUGCGCGAUCUCGUCAGUCAAGGCGCUGUCCAAAUCAGUCGACCGACCAUUCCCGUCGCGCGCGAGAGUGAGGAACAGCCGUUGCUGGAGAAUGACGCAGAGUCGUCGCGCAAAUACCAGGCCACCACCCCUCACAUCACCUUUGACGACGAGCACGACCCCGACUCCAAACCACGUCAUCGGUCCUUCUCGAGCGCCGUUUCCCGUCGUCGGUCGCAGUCCGAAUCCGGCGACGUGCUGCACGACGCCAACGGCUCCCUGCCACCCUUGAUGUGGCAGGCCUCUAUCGCCAGUUACUCUGACUGGGACGAGGCGCAGAAGGAGGAACUGGGCGGCAUCGAGUAUCGCGCGCUGAAGACCCUGCUGAUCAUCCUGGUUGGCUACUUCCUCGCCUUCCAUCUGCUGGGGAUCGUGCUGUUUGUCGCCUGGACGAUGCUGAGUCGACGGGAUGACCCUGUCUUCUCGCAUCUCCACGUCGCCCCGGCAUGGUGGGCUGUCUUCACCGCGGGUUCGGCCUUCAAUGACCUGGGCUAUACCCUGACGCCGGAUUCUUUGAUCUCCUUCCGCACCGCCGCUUUCCCCCAGCUGGUCAUGACCUUUCUUAUCGUCGUCGGCAAUACUGGGUUCCCCUGCAUGUUGCGUCUGAUUAUCUGGCUGCUCUCCAAGAUGUCCUCCUACGGCUCUCAGUUGGACGAGGAACUGCAGUAUCUCCUGAACCACCCGCGACGCUGCUUCACACUGCUCUUUCCGAGUGCCGAGACCUGGCGACUGGCGGCGGUGCUCUUAUUGCUCAACGCGAUCGAUCUGAUCAUUUUCUACAGUCUCCAGGAGAUCCCGAGUGCCCCUGGCAUCCGAUUCGUUAACGCCCUCUUCCAGAUCGCAUCGACGCGCACGGCGGGAUUCAGUAUCACGGCCCUGGGACAGCUGCACCCGGCGGUGCAGGUCUCCUUCAUGGUCAUGAUGUACAUCUCGGCGUUCCCCAUCGCCAUCGCCAUCCGUAAGACCAAUGUGUACGAGGAGAAAAGCCUUGGCAUCUACCACGCGGACGAAGACACCACCACCGAGGGGGGGGAGGAAGAGAAUACUGCGAAACCGCACGCCAACCGCGGGCUGACGGCGCACAUUCAGCGCCAACUGGGGUUCGACCUGUGGUACGUGAUGCUGGGGUUUUUCCUAGUAGCGGUGGCGGAGGGGUCGCGAUUGCAGCAGCACCGCGAUGAUCUGGCAUUCUCGCUAUUCCCGAUCCUGUUCGAGAUUGUGUCCGCCUACGGGACGGUGGGGUUAUCGUUGGGAUAUCCCCGGACAGAGACCAGUCUAUGUGGGGAGUUUAGCAUAAUAUCCAAAUUAGUGGUGGUGGCGAUGCAGGUGCGGGCAGGGAGAAUGGCCGUGGAAACGGUGGUUGAAGCGACGGGGGUCGAAUCUGAGUAG
Aspergillus tanneri is the source of this 1773-nucleotide messenger RNA. RefSeq names its product low affinity potassium transporter. Gene Ontology annotation, biological process: potassium ion import across plasma membrane; intracellular potassium ion homeostasis. Bases 1 to 1773 code for a protein of 590 amino acids. NCBI's taxonomy places the organism in Eukaryota, Fungi, Ascomycota, Eurotiomycetes, Eurotiales, Aspergillaceae. The record is from RefSeq and is a predicted model, not a curated record. The transcript has 3 exons. Gene Ontology annotation, cellular component: plasma membrane. Gene Ontology annotation, molecular function: high-affinity potassium ion transmembrane transporter activity.